UCUGCGCGCGCGUUUGACCUAUGACCCGUCUGUGUGUCGCUGGCAGACAGCCUAGCCAGGGAGAACUCGGAAGUACGAAGUUGGCCACGUCAGGACCUGAAAAUCACACUUUCUACAUGUUUCCGGCCACCCGAUGACCUCUGAAAUGUUUUCCCCGACACGGACGAGCAUUAAGGAAGCCAACGAGCACCUACAACAGCUGUACGGACGGGUGGCAGAGUUGGAGAAGACCGUACAAGAACAGGCCGAGUCGCUCAUCAAGAAAGACGAGCAAAUGCAGACCAGGUUGAAGGAAGUUUCCCAGGAGAAAGACUCCGAAAUUGCCGAGCUAAGGCGUAGUUUGGAGGCCUCGGAAUCCCACGUACAGAAGCUGGUGGCCUCGCUAAAGGAGAGGGACGCUACUAUGCACCACUUGCAACACAAGUGCAAACUUCUGGAGGACAUCAGUCAAUAUAAACCCAUGUUGGAGGGGUUGCUGGCCAGGGUGGUGGAGGCGGAUCAGAUGGGGGAGUCAGACUACAACAGGAGGGUGUCGAACGGAGGGACGCCUAACGCCCAUCAUACACAGGUAUACCAGAACUCUAUGGACAUGGACAACUCUCCAUCCAGCAGCAACAGGCACUUCUCCAUCAGUGAAGAGGAGGAUGGGGGGCUGACAUGAAGGACCUGUACUCUGACCUACAGACUUACAUGUACAAGGACUUGUAUACAUUCAUGGGAUACUGUAUAGUACACAACAGGACUGCCUGGAAUCACAUGGAACAGUUAUAUUUUCCAUUUGUGGCUUUAGCCUCUAGAAAUUCUAUCCUUCAGAUAUAUCUAGAUACAUGGAUAAGAAGACAGGUACUGGUAACUUGUUGAAACCUUGCACUAGAAUUCGUAUUAUUGAGGUCUCCGGGUACAAAAAAUACAUGUAUUUAGAGCCAGAACGAUAUCUGUCAUGCAUGAGCUUCUUUGUUCAAAUCCAUUCAUAUUUUUAUGUGGGGUCCAAGUGCUGUCUUAACCUGUAUCAUUUUUUGUCUAUACUUAUUUCAUUCCAUUAUGUACAUGUACUGAACUUCCAUGUCAAAAUGUUCCUUUUUCAUAUAUGGCCAUGAUGAAUUCAAGAAUAUGAUCUCAGAAAUUGAUGGAGAAACUAGUAUUAUGAAGCACUUGUUAUAGAAUAAGUGUCAUGCAGAAUUCAAAAUUUUCAGAAUUCAAACUUUAGAUGUAGACAUCGUUGUUGUAUAAUUUAAAGAUUUGGAACAGGAUCUGAGCCACAGAUCUCCAUCUUUAUAUUGAUAAUGUACUGGUAAUUGGACAAAAAGUCACUUUUUUUUUUCAUAGUUACAGAGUUUUGAUUUAUUUGAUAGAUGUAGAUGCACUGAUCUACACUGUACCAAUAUCUUGUUUAUGUGUGCAUAGAGGGAAAUGGAGACUGGUAUCAAUUGUUUACAUGUACCUGUACUUCAAACCUGUCUUAUGAUUUUCACAAAAUCAAUACUGUGAAUUGUUGCAUGCUAACAGAAGUUCUACUGACAUUGUUGCUUAGGGUAGGGUAGAUUGAGAAAAUUGUGCUUUUUAUUAGUUGGUGCAUGCCUUUGUUUUCAUUUAGCAAAUUAUUAUUUUGUCCAACUCCCUCCAUCAUAAAAGGUAUUUUGACACACUCCAUGACCAGUUGAUCACUGUAUUGGGGUUGGACACAAUUAAUAGGGUAAUGUUUUAUCAGCUAAAACCACAGUGUUUUCUGUUCACCCAUUGCAAAACAAUAUUGUUCUGUCUUAUUUCAAUGAUCAGAGUUAAACGAGCCUUCAAGUGUUGAUGUGAAGGCUCAGCCACAUGCAUUGCAUAAUUUGUUUGUUAUAUGGUUUUCUUGGAGGCUAUAUCAUAUAGGCCUUUUCUGUCACAUUGAACAUCUAUUGUAUGAAGAAUAUGCCUGGGUGCCUGUGGGAGCGAUGCAAAAUAAAAAGUCUGUUACAAGUUA
Messenger RNA from Branchiostoma floridae (Florida lancelet), 1963 nucleotides. RefSeq names its product vimentin-type intermediate filament-associated coiled-coil protein-like. Lineage: Eukaryota; Metazoa; Chordata; Leptocardii; Amphioxiformes; Branchiostomatidae. The record is from RefSeq and is a predicted model, not a curated record. The transcript is spliced from 2 exons. The coding region runs from base 134 to 661 and encodes 175 amino acids.